Molecule: messenger RNA, 1677 nt
Organism: Anopheles coustani
Lineage: Eukaryota; Metazoa; Arthropoda; Insecta; Diptera; Culicidae
Exons: 5
Coding region: 76-1266 (396 amino acids)
Molecular function (GO): serine hydrolase activity
Source: RefSeq, a predicted model, not a curated record
CUGGUCAAGCUAAGCUGUUUUUAAUUUCUGCCUCACAGUUGCGGGUGCUUAUCUGCUUGGACUAAAUCUUCACGAAUGGUUUGUUUCGGUACGUUGUGGUCGUACAGGCAAUGUCGUUUGGUUGGGAACUUCAAUAGCCCAUGGUCGUGCGUAGUAUUCGGUGCCCUGCGUGUACAAGCGAAGUUCCAUCGCGUGCCAAUGUUUUACCAAUCGUACCGAACUUUUCAGCUAACGUUAAUCCGUGCGAUUGUGCCAGCAACAUCGAAUACAGGACGAUUUCUAAGUACGGUUCCUCGUCGUAUAGGCGAAAAUAGUGGCCAGUUGAAUGUGAUUCCGAACUACAAGGAAGAUCGAACCAUUACGGGUUACAAAGGAACAAGGAAUUUCAGCAAAAUGUUACCAUCAAAUGAAAAGCAAAUGGAAGUAAAAAAACCUCUUUAUGGUAUCGCACCAGUUAGUUUUACCAAAAACAUGACAUUUUACAGUAACCAUAGAAAGGACUUUGGGCGAGACAGUGAAUCUUUAAGGCUUCAUUCGCCAAUCGAUAGACCUUUGGUUUUCAUAUUUGCAUGGCUUCAAGCAUCCGAGAAGCACUUGAAUAAAUAUGCCGAAUUUUACCACGAGCAAGGGUACGAGGUGCUUAGUGUCCAGAUAUCUCCUUGGCAGCUAGCGUGGCCAGUGUACGGAUCGCAAAAGGUUGCCAGCGAUAUAGUAAAGUUCCUGGCGAACAACGAAUUCCCCGGGGGUAUUGUAUUGCACGGAUUUUCCGUCGGUGGCUACCUGUGGGGCGAGUGUUUGGUGAAACUAAAUGCCCACCCCGAAGGCAAGCAGAUACUUGCAAAAGUCGAUGGUCAAAUAUGGGACAGCCUGGCAGAUAUUACGGAAAUUCCAGUCGGUGUCCCACAUGCAGUGCUUCCCCACCAUCCAACCCUACAGGGAUUCCUUCGCAACUACAUGACGUAUCAUCUUAAGCUGUUCCAUGAAGAAGCUACACAGUACUAUGUCAAAUGUACCCAUCUCUUCCACCACGAACCGGCACGUUGCCCAGCGUUACUCCUGGUAUCCAAGACAGACCCAGUGGGCACGGAAAAGGCCAACUUGCGCCUUCGUGGGAUCUGGGAUUCGCUCGGCAUGAAGACAUCGAUGAAGUGUUGGGAUAAAUCGCCACACGUAGGACAUUUCCACAAACAUCGUGACGAGUACAUCGAAUUACUGCUUACCCACCUCAGGUCGCUCGAUUUGCCGAAUCGUAAAGCUAAGCUGUAAUGACCCGACGACAAGCAAAAGCAGUAGUAUCGGUCGAGUAGAUCGUCCGACCAAACGUGAUAAGAUUUCGUCCCGGUUUCGGUUGCCUUUAGUCUAUUUGUGUUACCAUGCAUGAUAAAAAAUAGCACAUUAAAAAUACCCUGCUCCCUAACAUUGGCUAUUGGAGUAAAACUCAAAAUUAUCUAACUCAGGUAAGCAUGUUUUAAUGCAGUACAAAUGGAAAAAUAAAAAGCACACAAAAAUGAAUGUUGUUGCGUAUGUUUGUGUGCGAACUCAAUAGGCCAUAUCUUUGAUUGAUGUCGAGUGGAAGACAAUUUAAAUCAAAUUAUUUGAUGCCAUGUGUAAGAAGAUUGCCAAGCAAGCAAACAUCACUUCUAGACGGCAUCGGGAAGGAUGAUGGUAAGUGGAUAG